This is a messenger RNA of Exserohilum turcica Et28A, 231 nucleotides long. RefSeq lists its product as uncharacterized. The transcript is spliced from 2 exons. The record is from RefSeq and is a predicted model, not a curated record. The coding region runs from base 1 to 231 and encodes 76 amino acids. NCBI's taxonomy places the organism in Eukaryota, Fungi, Ascomycota, Dothideomycetes, Pleosporales, Pleosporaceae.
AUGAAGACCUUCAGUGUCAUUGCAACACUCACUAUCCUCCUCCCUCUUGCCGUUGCCCUACCAACUACAUCCAACAACGCCAAUGCCGCAAAAUUCUUCGAACGACAAGCUUCCUGCACCGAUAUGAUCUGCAUCCAAGACACAGAUUGCUAUGGCUUCCGCUGUGGAAACUGCAUUAUAGAGACUGGAUACUGCACCUGUCCGCCAGAAGCUGGAGGCGGCCCUUGCUAG